Molecule: messenger RNA, 1950 nt
Organism: Theobroma cacao (cacao)
Lineage: Eukaryota; Viridiplantae; Streptophyta; Magnoliopsida; Malvales; Malvaceae
Product: cytochrome P450 CYP749A22-like
Molecular function (GO): monooxygenase activity; iron ion binding; oxidoreductase activity, acting on paired donors, with incorporation or reduction of molecular oxygen
Source: RefSeq, a predicted model, not a curated record
UGACCCGAUUUUAAAUGUCAUAAAUCUGAUACUCCGGGAAUGAACUCAUCGGAAAAUCUAUUUUCCUUGUCAGGUUCUGCAAAUGACUUCCAUGGCAGCAAAUCUAUCAGCCCUUCUUACAGGCUCUCUGUGCCUGUAUCUGGUCAUAGCUCUGAUCAAAAUCCUACACAAGUAUUGGUGGACACCACUUCGGAUACAGUAUGCAAUGAAUUUGCAAGGAAUCAAAGGACCUCCUUACAAAUUCAUCCAUGGAAACAACAAAGAGACCGUAAAAAUGAAACAGGAAGCAUUAAGCAAGCCUAUGGCUAGUUUAUCACAUGAUAUAUUUCCCAGAGUCAAUCCUCCUGUUUAUUCACGGAUCAACUCAUAUGGGAAAAACUACCUUUCUUGGGGAGGUACUACAGCUCAACUGUUUAUCACAGAGCCUGAGCUUGUCAAAGAGGUGUUGAAAAGUAGUGAAAGAGCUUUUCCAAAAAGGACAAGUAGAGAAAGGAAGAGGAAUGAAGACGAAUUCGCUCUUAUGAUACUAGGGGAUGGGCUUGUGACAUCCGAAGGUGAGAAAUGGGCGAGGCAAAGGAAGUUGGCCAAUUAUGCUUUUCAUGGGGACAGCUUAAAAAGCAUGACACCAGCAGUGAUUGCUAGUGUUGAGACCAUGCUGGAAAGGUGGAAACAAUUUGAAGGCAAAGAAAUUGAUGUGUUUGAAGACUUCAGGUUGUUGACUUCAGAAGUCAUAUCAAGAACAGCUUUUGGUAGCAGUUACUUAGAUGGGAAAAAGAUUUUUGACAUGCUGUUAAAGUUGUCUGUCUUGACAAACAGAAACCUGUUUAAAGCUAAGUUUCCUGUCAUUAGUAACUUCUGUAAAACUGCUGAUGAAAUUGAAUCAGAAAAACUUGUAAAAGGAAUACACAAUUCUGUGAUGGAGAUAGUUAAGAAAAGAGAAGAGGAAGUAUUAAAUGGAGAAGCCAACAGCUUUGGCACUGAUUUUCUUGGAUUACUUUUAAGUGCUUACCAUGAUGCUGACAAGAAGAACAGGCUAUCAGGACAAGAUUUGGUAGAUGAAUGCAAGACAUUUUACUUUACUGGACAGGAAACUACUAAUUCUGCACUUGCAUGGGCAGUCUUGCUUUUAGCAAUCAAUCCAGAUUGGCAGGAGAAAGCAAGAAGAGAGGUGAUUGAGGUCUUUGGUAACCAAAAUCCACAUUCUGAAGGCAUUGGCAGACUAAAGACUAUGACUAUGAUCAUUAAUGAAACUUUAAGAUUAUAUCCUCCUAUAAAUAGCAUGGUAAGAAAAGUUGGGAAUGAAGUUCAAUUGGGAAAGCUCAUCCUGCCAGCUGAUUUGCAUGUGGUUGUCCCAAUCGUGGCACUUCACCAUGACCCUCAGUUAUGGGGAGAUGAUGCCAAUCUCUUCAAACCUGAGAGAUUCUCAGAAGGGAUCUCAAAUGCCACCAAGCAUAAUGCAGCUGCAUUUAUUCCCUUUGGAUUGGGACCUCGAUCUUGCGUCGGUAUGAGCUUUGCAAUGACAGAAGCAAAGACUGCACUUUCGAUGAUCCUACAGCGAUACACCAUUUCCCUUUCCCCAACCUACAGCCACUCACCAUGUACCCUUCUUUUGCUUCAGCCACAACAUGGAAUUCAGGUAAUACUUCAUUCUCUGUAGAAUGAAGCCUAGAGUUGUCAAUGGAAUAAUGCCUUGUAGAUCAGUUGUUUAUAGAGGCUGCAGCCAGUAACUCAUCCCACUCAGUCCUUGUUUCUAUCCAUGCAGUAGUAAAUGAUGGUAUUGGAACUAAAUGUUCUAGUAAUCAAGUAUGAAGAGGGUACUCCUCUGAGUACUAUUUCCUCUUCUAUUCUGAUAUUUUUGUAGAUGUUGAUUAGAGACGAGUAUGAUUGCCUUGUACCUUUUUUUCUGUAACAAAAUUCUCCAAGAAGAAAAUACUGAAUUUUUCAUUUCAA